Molecule: messenger RNA, 1272 nt
Organism: Rotaria sordida
Lineage: Eukaryota; Metazoa; Rotifera; Eurotatoria; Philodinida; Philodinidae
Source: the annotation of a GenBank genome assembly
AUGAAUGAAAGAAAUACAUCUACUAGAAGUUGUACAUUAAAUCGUAGAGCAGUGGAACGUUCUGAAGUGUAUCAUGUAGUUAUUUUCCCAUGUGAUAAUUCAUUUUCUGUUGUUAAAUCAAAACAAUGUUCACCAGCUGAGCAAGAUGGUUUUGUUUUUGUACAAUCUGGCCAUAAAAAAUAUAUGGCAUUUAUUUUUGAGACAGGCAAUUUUGAGAUAUGUAGUAAAGCUGCUGAUCGUCUUGUGCAAAAACAACACGAAGACAUCGAAAGCGAUUACGAACGAAGAAACGAAAAUACACAAUCAAAAGACAUCACUUCAAAUACAUCAGAAAAACCAACAUAUACUACUCUAAAGGAUGUACCGUUCUCUAUUGACGUACCUGUUAAUGUUAUUCACAAUGAUUCACCUCGUCAAACUGUUUCAAAUUUAACAACAACAACCACCACUGCGACCUCUAUUAAUUCGAAUAACUCGUCUUCAUCACCGUCAAUUAGAGAAACAAGUUUAGUUACCAAAAAAAAAUCGUCAACAGUGAAUUCGUCAUCAAAUUUUAAUUGUCAUACAAGACCUACGAUUGACUCAUCACCUUCUCCACCACAAAACAAAAAGAAAAAAAAAUCAAAGAAGAUUCAAGAAGAUAAUAUAUCUUCCUCAGAUAUUGAAUCCGAUAACGAAAAUUUAAUACGAACAAAUGAAAUAAUUAAAACUCCUACAUUCAAUGGUCGACGUAUUACUACUUUAACUACAACAGAUUCUACAAUCAACGUUCCAAGCAGCGUAGAAUCGUAUCUUAAACAAAUGGAGCAGAAGUAUUUUAUUCCAUUACAGCUUUCUCAUGAACGAAUUGAGAAAAUGAUAAAAACAUUAUACAAUAAUCAAUUGAAGAUCCAAAAGGUAUCUAUUGCACUAGAUGAACCAGGUGCUGAUUCCAAUGAUGAUGUAAAUUUUCCAUCUAGUUUGAUAUUUACAUCCACUGAUGGUAUGUCAAGUACUGAUUUAAUGAAAAUUCCAGCUACUAGAGACAAAGCUAAUCUUUAUGUUACAAAUCUCGUUGAAAUACUUUAUACUAUGGAUGAACUAGUGGCAUUAAAACCAGAAGAAACACAUAACGACUAUCGAUAUCAAUUGAUACGAGAAUCCGUUCGUUGUAAGUUUAAAUUAACAAAUGAUCAAUUAGAUCAAUUAUUUAAUGAUUGGCUUCGUGAAGUUUUUCUUGCAAAACGAAGAGUAGCAGUGAGAAAGCUUAAAAUGUCGAUGAACAAUGAAUAG